This is a messenger RNA of Lacerta agilis (Sand lizard), 2016 nucleotides long. RefSeq names its product SMAD family member 5 (gene SMAD5). Gene Ontology annotation, molecular function: DNA-binding transcription factor activity, RNA polymerase II-specific; RNA polymerase II cis-regulatory region sequence-specific DNA binding; I-SMAD binding. The transcript has 7 exons. The record is from RefSeq and is a predicted model, not a curated record. Gene Ontology annotation, cellular component: heteromeric SMAD protein complex. Gene Ontology annotation, biological process: regulation of transcription by RNA polymerase II; SMAD protein signal transduction; BMP signaling pathway. Bases 200 to 1597 code for a protein of 465 amino acids. NCBI's taxonomy places the organism in Eukaryota, Metazoa, Chordata, Lepidosauria, Squamata, Lacertidae.
CCCCGCCUCCGACCCGACCGUGGUUCCCUCGGCUUGGGGCUUCUCCUUCCCUCCUUCGCCGCUCGUCGGGCGGCCUAAGAAGAAACUUCACUGGAUUAAAGAAAAAAACCCAGUUGCUGCUGUACAGCAGCAGCUACCCAGCUGCUGUUGUGCCUGCAAUCUUCAGUUUAGUUCCAAAACUUGCUUGAACACUUGUCAAAUGACGUCAAUGGCCAGCCUGUUCUCUUUUACUAGCCCAGCUGUAAAGCGUCUUUUGGGCUGGAAACAAGGCGAUGAAGAGGAAAAAUGGGCAGAAAAAGCAGUUGAUGCUCUGGUUAAAAAACUGAAAAAGAAAAAAGGAGCCAUGGAGGAGCUGGAGAAAGCACUGAGUAGUCCUGGACAACCCAGUAAAUGCGUUACUAUUCCUCGUUCGUUAGAUGGGCGACUUCAAGUUUCUCACCGCAAGGGCCUUCCUCAUGUUAUUUACUGUCGUGUUUGGCGUUGGCCUGACCUGCAGAGUCAUCACGAGCUGAAGCCGUUGGACGUUUGCGAAUUUCCUUUUGGAUCUAAGCAGAAGGAAGUCUGCAUCAAUCCAUAUCAUUACAAAAGGGUAGAGAGCCCAGUUCUGCCUCCAGUAUUGGUGCCAAGGCAUAGCGAAUUCAACCCACAGCAUAGCCUUCUGGUUCAGUUCAGGAACCUGAGUCACAAUGAACCGCACAUGCCACACAAUGCUACUUUUCCAGAUUCGUUCCAGCAGCCUAACAGCACUCCAUUUCCCAUUUCUCCAAGUAGUCCGUAUCCACCUUCUCCAGGCAGCAGUACUUACCCAAAUUCGCCAGCCAGUUCCGGACCUUCUAGUCCAUUUCAGCUACCAGCAGAUACACCACCACCAGCAUAUAUGCCUCCUGAAGAUCAAAUGGGGCAAGAUAAUUCACAGUCUAUGGACACAAGCAAUAAUAUGAUCUCUCAGAUAAUGCCAAAUAUUUCCAAUAGAGAUGUUCAGCCUGUGGCCUAUGAAGAGCCCAAGCACUGGUGUUCAAUUGUGUAUUAUGAAUUAAACAAUCGAGUUGGGGAAGCAUUUCUUGCAUCUUCCACUAGUAUUUUAGUAGACGGAUUUACAGAUCCUUCUAAUAACAAGAACAGGUUCUGCUUAGGUUUGCUCUCCAAUGUCAAUCGCAACUCAACAAUUGAGAACACCAGGAGACACAUUGGAAAAGGUGUCCAUCUCUACUACGUUGGUGGUGAAGUCUAUGCCGAAUGCCUGAGUGACAGCAGCAUAUUUGUACAGAGUAGGAAUUGCAACUACCAUCAUGGAUUUCACCCUACAACUGUCUGCAAAAUUCCUAGCGGCUGCAGUCUGAAAAUUUUUAACAAUCAGGAAUUUGCUCAGCUUCUUGCUCAGUCGGUCAAUCAUGGAUUUGAGGCAGUAUACGAGCUCACCAAAAUGUGCACAAUUCGGAUGAGUUUUGUGAAGGGAUGGGGAGCAGAAUACCAUCGGCAAGACGUUACAAGCACUCCGUGCUGGAUAGAAAUCCAUCUUCAUGGGCCUCUGCAGUGGCUGGAUAAAGUACUCACCCAGAUGGGAUCCCCUCUUAAUCCCAUCUCUUCUGUUUCAUAGUGCCAAAGAAGUUUUUCCAACCAUAACUUUAGUGACCAUUUUCUAAUUCUACAGACACUUCCAGUGUGGAUACUGUAAGAACAUACUACACAUUAGCUUUCUUCUACCAGUGACCAAUUCCAUUGUUUUUUAUUGCUCUUCCUUUGAUUUUUUUGAUAUUAAGGAAACAGCCAAGUUGGGAAGAAAACUGAGAAUUCAGGAUUUUAUUUUUCCUUGAUACGCAUAUUUAAUAAUCACCAACUCCACUGAAAAUAUUUUUAUGUGUCUUCUAGGAACACAUUUUUGAACUGGUUCUUUUUUUCGGGGGAGGGGGGAUAACAUUUAUCUUUUUUCCUAAAUUUGUUUAUUUCCAGUUUACAAGUUUUUAAUGUUGUAUAAUGGAUAAUGUCCAUAAACAAAGCUAGCUUUAUUACACCCAA